This is a messenger RNA of Phacochoerus africanus (Common warthog), 6178 nucleotides long. It is a transcript of the gene UBE2W, whose product is annotated as ubiquitin conjugating enzyme E2 W. NCBI's taxonomy places the organism in Eukaryota, Metazoa, Chordata, Mammalia, Artiodactyla, Suidae. The record is from RefSeq and is a predicted model, not a curated record. Bases 2 to 544 code for a protein of 180 amino acids. The transcript has 6 exons.
GAUGCUGGGCCCCCGCGGCGUGACGCGAGCACGGCAGCUCCGCCCCCUGCGUCUCUGGCCUCGCCGGCCUAGGGGGGAUGGUUCCAUCAUGGCGUCAAUGCAGAAACGACUACAGAAAGAACUGUUGGCUUUGCAAAAUGACCCACCUCCUGGAAUGACUUUAAAUGAAAAAAGUGUUCAGAAUUCAAUUACACAGUGGAUUGUAGACAUGGAAGGUGCACCAGGUACCUUAUAUGAAGGGGAAAAAUUUCAACUUCUGUUUAAGUUUAGUAGUCGAUAUCCUUUUGACUCUCCUCAGGUCAUGUUUACUGGUGAAAAUAUUCCCGUCCAUCCUCAUGUUUAUAGCAAUGGUCAUAUCUGUUUAUCCAUUCUAACAGAAGACUGGUCCCCGGCGCUCUCAGUCCAAUCAGUUUGUCUUAGCAUUAUUAGCAUGCUUUCCAGCUGCAAAGAAAAGAGACGACCACCAGAUAAUUCUUUUUAUGUUCGAACAUGUAACAAGAAUCCAAAGAAAACAAAAUGGUGGUAUCAUGAUGAUACUUGUUGAUGCCACUGUUAUCAUCCUCCUAGCAGAAGAUAGUCCUACUGAGAAAAAGAGCACUUUGAUCAUUCAGUCUUUGAACUUUAACCUUUGACUGGAAGUGACCUAUAGGCAAUGAAGACUACUUCCUUUUACUGCAUUUUUACUCGUGUGCAUUCUGGGCGCAUGUUGAUCGCUGGUUCAGUCCAGGCAACUGACAUGCUUUAUUAGUCAUACAGUAUUAAUGCAGGUGUCAGGAAAUGUCAAAUAUAAUUCCAUUUUUUAUUUUUAUUUUUUUAAGCUUUUGGAAAAGUUCCAGGUCCUCAUGUAUUGUGCAAUAACAUUGACUUCUUUGGCGGUUUGGGGGCGUUCAUUGCCGGCAAUGGACGUUGUAACAGGAAAAAUUUUCAUUAACUCCUGCCACCCAGUGAUUAAUGCAUGAUAGGGCCUAUGAAAUGAACUUAUCGGUUAGAAUGGGAUUAUAAGUAAAGUGAGGGAUCCAACAUUACCUUGAAAGUCACCCCAACUGUUUAUAUUUGGUUUCUAUGCACUGUGAACCUAAGGUUAACAGCAUGAAUUAACAUGCGUCUUUAAAGGACUGUAAUGAAAGAUCAUUGCGUAUUUAUUGAAUUGUUUAUAUUUGCUGUCAAAUUGUUUUGACAUGGACAGUUUUCAAGUAACAUUGGCAGAGAGGUACAAUAUGUUAUCCCUAUGGUGAAAAUAAAUUCAUUUGUUGUAUAUAGUUCCUCAAUCUCUGAAGUCAAGGUAUGAGUAAUAUAGGGUAUGAAUGGUUUAAUCAAGGCUUUAUUUUGGAAGUAAGGAAAACGGCAGUGAUGAUUAAACUGCUGCAGUCCAUAAUUUGGGCUUGUUAUUUGUACAUUAAUGAUUUUUUCCAAGUAGAUUACACUCUGUUACUUCCUGCUAGCCAUCAGCAUGAGCCCUACUGCUAAACACUAUUUCAUUUAUUUAUGUUUGGAAAAUCCAUAAACAUUUUUGUUUGCAAUUUUGUUUCUUUUGUUACGUUUUAAGUCAAGUUUGAAUGUUACAGUACUUUAAUUGAAGAACUUCUGUCAAGUUUUUUUCUUGUAAAUUUUCCUUACUUGUAAGUAUCAUCUUGUCCUUCAAUCCUGUACCCUAAAAUAAGAAAUACAUUUUUGACAGAGGCUUAAUGUUUUAACAAAAGAGUGUGGACAUUUUUAUUUUAAAAUUUAGGCAAAAGUACACUAUAGAAUGGUUUGUUUGCUUAUUUGUCUCACACGACCAUACCGUUUUUUUUCUGGAGGGAUUUUUUUUUUUCUUUCUGUUAUUUAAGACUUUGCUUACAGCUAGAUAACAUUUUUCUAUAGAAAAAAAAAUUGUUUGAAAGGUCCAGUUCUCAGUACCAUGUAAGUUAAUGAAUCUGCAACUAGGUUCUCUUUUUAAAAAGCGAUUAAUGUAUUUUAUAAAUUACCUUUUCACAUAUGCAAAAUCUGUUUCUACUACAAUGUUAUUUUUACUAAUGCCUAUUGUUGCACUCUUUUUGACAUAUCCUACAGUAAAUAUAUGAAUCAAUUUGGGCUUAAAAACAAAAGCCAGUUGACUAAAAGGUUUGAAAUAUGUACCCCAGCAAAACCAUCCAAUCAGUAAUUGGCAAAGAAUAUUUUAAAAAUUGUUUUUAAUCUCUGUAUUGAUGAUAUUUUGUAGCUUUGUACAUGUUAAUUAAGGGCAUAUAAUUUUACACUCAAAGUAUAAUUGUUGAACUCAGGGGUGGGUAGACUUCAAAAAUAUGUCUGCUGUAGAAAUAACUUGAAAAAAAUUUUUAAACAAUGGCCAGCCACCAAAUUGUGGACACUGUUUUUACUGCUAGGUAUCAACUACCACUGUUUAAAAUUGAAAACAUUUUUGUUCUAUCUCGACUAGAUAUACAUAAGUUCUCACUGUAGUCUCUAUCAAUCAUAAUAGUUGAGCAGUUUAAACAAAACAUAAAAUGGGUGUUUUUGGAAUGCUUUGAAACUACUUUUAGUUUUAAACUGCUUUUUAAUAUGAAAAUUGAAGCUGUAAAUUAUGUAUUUUUCAUAUUUUACACAACUGCUCUAAACUACUGAUUGACUAGAACAUUUUCUGGGGUGGGGGUGGGGGCUCUCUCUCCAUACUGCUGGUCCUCUUACUAAAAUCCUUUUUUAAAGAAAUGACCUGUGACAUUUAUUCACCAAAGGAAUUAAUAUACCAGGUCAAAGAUUAACAAUGCUCUAGUAUAGAUUAAUAGGUCCUAUAUAGCCUCAAUUCAGUUUUUUAAUACGAAUGAUAGUAUUUUUGAACAUACCUCUCUCUCUACGUAGAGAUACCAUACAAUACAUUAAAAUGAUGCAGAGGAAAGUAAAGGAAAGCCAAAUCAUUUUGGUACAUUUUAUGGUUUAAGAAGAAGAUAGGAUGAAAUAUCGUCAAAUUUAGAAGCAGCAACUAUUCAAAAUCUGCAGUCUGAUAACACCUUAUGCAUCACUUCCUUGAAUUUAGGAAAUCAUUGAAAACUCCUGUGCACUUAGAUUUAAUUAAUUUAAAAUGUAAGUUGCAUUAUUCAGAGACAUAAGAUGUUUUCCUGAGACAUGGCUCUAGAGAAGGCAGUUAACAGCUAUGUAAGAAUAAAAGCUAUUUCUCUGUAAUGUGUUGUUGAAUGACAACCAGAAUACCAAGAAUGUGUACAUAGGAAAAUGCUACUUCUCUGUUCCCUGCCUACCCUCUGUGGGGCGCCGCCUGCCCCUUAGGUCUACAGAAUUAUACCUUCAGAUUUAGACAAUACGUACGCUCUUCUUUUUUAUUUAUUUAUUUAUUUAUUUUAAGGCCAUUCUUCUGGUUUGCCAAAUUCUGUUAAGGCAGCGAUAUAUUCAGUUUCUUAUUUUGCAUGCUUAGAUCAUGAACUUGGUGCCCUUUCAGAAAGAAAAAAAAUAUAUAUAUGUCAGGUAGGUAAUUAAUGCCAUAGAUUUUAAAGAGAGAAAUGGUUUUCAGUUUUUUAAGAUAAAUUUUUAAAAACAAAUUUUAUGGCUGUCCUCUUAAGGGAUUUAAUAUUCAUCUCUAAGGGACUUACUUGUACAAAUUCCUCCUUUUUAGCUAACAGGGGAAUAAGAUUUUUUUUUUAAUCCACAGAAGAAAAUGCUAAAAAUGGCUUUUAUAUACAUACAGUUCAUCUGGAAAAUGAUCUUAAUCCUUACUGUUUUGACUAGGCAUAUAAAUAUUUGGUAUAAAGUAACUGGAAUAGUUUAUUACUUUUUCCCUUCUGAAAUUUUAACUACAUGCAAAAAUAUAUAUCAUUAGAUUCCUGUGGUGGAUAAUAAUUUCUUCAGAUUCUAAAACAGGUAUCUAGUGACUGCUUAAUUGUUCCCAGUUUGCAUCAAAAUUGAACUGACAAAUAAUGGAAAUGAGUAAUGAUAUGAAAAUGGUAUGUAACUACAUAUUACUUGUUUCUGGUAAUCAAGUCUUAUUUUUAAAAAAGCCUAUUGUUUUUGAGAAUUGAGAUAUUCAAAACUUGUUAAAGCUUCUUCCUAAAAAUAGAAAAGAAGAGGAGGUACUGUGUGUUUAAAAGAAAUUUUUUUUAAAUAAAGAAUUCAGUGUCACUAGUUCUAAGCCUUUAUGGUUACUGCUGCUAUAUUUCUUGAUCUCACUUUUAUUUAGUUUUUUGUACAUAUUUUAGCUAAAUGUUUUAAGAUUUAUAAUUGUGUAUGUAAGUUGAUUUCCAAAAAAAGCUGAAGCUUAACUAUAUGUAUUUUCUGAGGAUUCAUUGCUAUCAAAAGCUGCUACUGCACUAUUCUGUUAUGCUAAUACCGUUGCAUGAUUAAGAUCUGUGAAGAAGGUAUCUUUAAUCUUCACCUGCUGGCCCUAAUCCUUUUUGCAGACUUUUGUUUGUUUUUAUUCUUCCUUUAUUUUUCUUCCUCUCUUUACAGAUACAGUGUAUCAGUCCUCAGUGUCCCCUUCUAAUACCUGAAUUUUUCUCUCUUCUUCCCUCCCUUUUUUGCUUCCUCCUCCUUUCCUAUUUCAUUUCUCUUUCAUGAGGUUAGGAAAUUCAGAGGAAGAGAAUUAUUAAAAUUAUAUCAGAAAAUGUAAUAAAAAGAUUCCAUCCUCUAAGUAAAGAAUUUUAUUUUAGGCCAGCAAAUGGCUAAAUUUGUUGAAUUGGUUACUUGAUAAAUAAGCUGUCAUUAAUAAUAGUUCUCAAAUACUGCUGUUGAGGGAAUUUUCUUUUUUACUUUUUGGAUGUGCCGCUCCCAAAGCCUGAUUAUUGUCCAGUUAAAUUAAAUUACCUGUUCUGGUGAAAGUGUUUUUCCAUUUAAGUCUAAGCCAUUUCCAGAUUUGGAAUUUUUUUUUUUUUUACUUCUUCUUAAUGUAUGGCUGCACCCGUGGUUUACGAAAGUUCCCGGGCCAGGGGUUGAAUCCAAGCUGCAGCUGCAAGCUACACUGCAGCUGCAAGCUACACUGCAGCUGCAGCAAUGCCUGAUCCUUUAACCCACUGCGCCAUACCUCUGAGGUGACUCAGGCUGCCGAAGUCAGAUUCUUAACCCACUGUGCCAUAACGGGAACUCCUGGAACUGUUUUUGGUUUUUUUUUUUAAUAAUAAUUUGUGGGAGACUUUUAUUUUCUCAGCCUAAGUUUUACAUUGAUUUAAAGAUAGGCUUAUAUACAUUAUCAUUAGAGGCCCAUGGAAUCUAAACUUGGAUCUCUAUCCUUCAAGUUAAAGUUCUGGUUCUGACUGUGUUCCUGAUAAUUGAGGUGUUUAUUGUGAUUUUAAUUUUCACAUGUUAGGAUUGGGACUUAUAGUUGAGGAUGGAUCUCCAAAAUUAUUACAUGAAUAUCUUUUUUAUGAAAAUUAUAACAGGGUAAUAUCUGAAGCCAUUUUGAAUAUGUGGGAGAAAUGUCUGAUUAGAAGCCAGUAUAUCUUCACAUCCCUAAAGGACUCGAGUUUCACAAGUUGAGUGCAGUUGGCUGGGGAAAGGAGAAAAAGGUCUUAUUCUAUUUUUUGGCACAUACUCUAUCAGGGUUUUGAGAAAAGUUUGCUCCUACAAUAAUUCUCAUCUGUUUCUCAAAGGCAAAAGCAUGGUUUCCAAACUUACUGGGCUUUGGCUUGUUAGCUGUGAUUUCACCUAUCGUAUUUCUUGGCACAUUGAAUAACUGCAUAACCCUGCCUCUCUAAUGUAAAAAGCUGAAGCAAGACAUAUGAAGAAUUUGGUAGAUUGUGGCGGAUACCUUGUAAAUGCAAGUCUCUUCAUAGUUAACCACAGAUUGUUUACAUAAUGCAAAUGGACUGUCUGGGGUCAAGGUAAAAUAAUUAUUUGAAUAGAUUAUUAGGUCAGUUAUCUGGCAGCCAAGAAUUAGGUGCAUGUUCAAGUCAAAAUGAAUUUGUUGUUUUUAGUUGGUAUCAUUUUUCUCUAAAUAUUCAGAAACGCAGAAUGUACAUUUUAUUAAUAGGAAUGGAAGCUCAUGCUUGAAGAUUUGCAUAGGGUGGAUGUAUAUAUUUUAUAAAAGCAAGUUGUAAAAUAUGUAAAGCUACUGCUUUUUAAAUAGAAUAUAAAUGUUGACAGAUAAAUCUAUAUAUUAUAUUUUUAAUUACAUGUAUCAAACUUUUGUUAGUUGAAUAUAAACUACAUUGUGUGCUUUAUGGAAUUCAGUAACUUUUAAUAAUAAAGCAGUUGUCAUUGA